Messenger RNA from Ceratitis capitata (Mediterranean fruit fly), 2304 nucleotides. RefSeq lists its product as uncharacterized. Gene Ontology annotation, biological process: septate junction assembly; regulation of tube size, open tracheal system. The coding region runs from base 102 to 848 and encodes 248 amino acids. NCBI's taxonomy places the organism in Eukaryota, Metazoa, Arthropoda, Insecta, Diptera, Tephritidae. The transcript has a single exon. Gene Ontology annotation, cellular component: membrane; septate junction. The record is from RefSeq and is a predicted model, not a curated record.
UUGACAGCUGUCAGUUUAUAACAACAAGCGCCACCACUCCCCAAUAAGAAAAUACCAACAGUGCUCAUAUCAAAACAAUUAUUUCGUUUGCAAGCAAAAGCAUGCAAAAAUCUUCGCAUAUCGCACGCCAGGACUCACAAGAACAAUUGCCAACGACCCACUACAAAGUAAUUGUUCCAUCAAUGAAGCGACGUACAUUAGCUGGCACUAGCGGUGUUGCUGUAUUUGUGAUCGCGUUCGCUGCGAUUGUCAUCUCAUUCGCCACACCCAAUUGGCUCGCAAGUGAUGAUCGGAUAACGGGUGCAAAGCUUAAUCGUCUCGGACUCUGGGUACACUGCUUCAGAUCUUUACCGGAUGUGAACGACGAUAGUCAACGCCGUUUUUUCGUCGGCUGCCGCUGGGUAUAUGAUCCAUUCACAACAGGCUAUGAUGAGAUUCGAGGCUUUUUACUACCCGCAUUUAUGAUUGCAACACAAUUCUUCUAUACACUUGCUUUCAUUGGUGCACUUGUAUCAUGCGUGGGUGUUUUGGUAUUCUUCCUAUGCGCUGGACCAGAUCAGAAACAUUUUGUAACACUUAUAAAAGUAAUAGGCUUUGUGAUGUUGGGAACUGGUGUUUGUGCAUCGGUGGCUGUCAUUGUUUUUGCAUGUUUUGGCAAUCGUAAUGGUUGGAUGCCAGAACACGCCAACAAUUGGUUCGGUUGGUCAUUUGUGCUCGCUUGUGUUGGCGCAGUAUUUUCAUUGGUGACAGCAAUUUUAUUCCUUACUGAGCAAAAUGUACAAGCGAAGAAACGUCGACAAUUCAAAGAGUCGCAAACACGUUUUGAGUUGGUUCAAGGUAAGGCCUAGUGCUGGUCCCAUCUCUCGGCGGAGGAGCUUGGAUUGAUGGAGCAUAAAAGUAGUCGCGAGAAUAAAUACAAGCAUUUAAAAAUGCAAAAAUAUACUGGUGUUACUGGCCUAUAGCAGCAGGAUAAGAUGAAUAAUUCAAGGUAAAUACAUACAUAGAUUUAAGAAUUAGGAAAAUAAUAAUUUUCUCAUUGUUCGAAUAAUAAAAUAAACGUUUUUAUUUUAUAUAUUUUAAAAGUCCGUCCAAAUUCUAAAAAAAAAAAAAGACAUUCAACUUUAAGUAAAAAAAUGUUUGUAUUUUAGGUUUUGUUUAGAAAUUCAUGUGCUACACGUAUUGUAUCGUAAAAGAAUAGUUGUAAGUUUAUGCAAUUUGUACAAGGUUUACACAUACAUACAUUUACACAUUGCAUAAUCAUAAUAGUUCCCAUAAUUCAGUACAAAUGGCCAAAAACGCAGUUGGUACUUAUGAAUUUGCAUUUACAUACUUAUUACUUACUUUGCAGUAGAUUCGCAGACAUCUAAGACUGUCUUAUAAGAAAAACUAUUGCAUUUGUGUCCAACAACGAAUUUUUAAUUAGAAUCUCAAACUUUUCUCUAGAAAAUAUAUAAAAAAAAAGCCAUUUGUACUGAACGUGACAGCAUUACAACAUAAACACAAAAAAAAUUUUUAUUUCUGGUCAACCUUUAUACAGCUUUUUAAAAUAAAUAAAAAUGAAAGUAUUAAGUAUAGUAGCAAAUAGGAAAAGGUAAUUAAGAAGUGCAUGCCAAUUGAAGGCAUACAAUUGUCUACUGCGAAAAAUUGCAUAAAACUUCGUACUUUUGUUCACACCACCUAUGUAAGCAUCAGUAAGUGCAUUCAUACAUACAUAUAUACAUAAGGGCAUAUACAUUUUUAUAUAGCAAUAUACAUAUGUAUGUGGAUAAACCCCAAAUUAUAGUGGUUUAAUGAGUAGAAUUUACAAAUAUUGUAAUCAAAGUAUCGUAACACAAAAGUUAUUAAAGUAAAAAAGACGCACAGUAAAAAAAAUGAUAUUAAUUACGCUUUUUUUUAAUUUUGCGCAACUACAAAUAGUGCCUUAGAAGACAAUAUUGUACAAAUCUACAACUUAAUACAUUACAAUCAUUCCAAAUUUCUUAGUAUACACUUCGAAAACAAAUCUUAAUAGUUGUAUGUUUUAUCUCUUUUUGAAUAAUUUAAUUGACAAUUGAAAAUGUAAACUUAAACAUAUACAUAUAAGUGUAUGUGACUCUAUAUACAAAGUGUAAGUGCAGCUAAUUUAAGGAUAAUAUUAUAUGUAUCCUAAUAUCAUUCAAAUUUUUGUAAAAACACAGACGAAGCAUGUGUAUUCAUAGAAUAUGUUAACGAAUUCAUUUAUUUCGAACACGAUAUCUUAAACUGUUGUUUGUAUAUUUUCACACUUGUAAUUUGCUCCUACUCGAAUUUUAAUAAAACGAAAAA